This is a messenger RNA of Nelumbo nucifera (sacred lotus), 429 nucleotides long. The record is from RefSeq and is a predicted model, not a curated record. Lineage: Eukaryota; Viridiplantae; Streptophyta; Magnoliopsida; Proteales; Nelumbonaceae.
AUGCACUACAAUUUUCAGAGGCUGAAAGCUUCGAAACAAGUACGAAGGAACAGGGGGAGAGGGAGAGGGAGAGAGAGAGAACGAGAGUUGUGCCCAUACAGCUUCAUUUCUCAAACCUCCAUUCUCAGAGGUGGUGGUGGAGGCUAUGGCGAUGGCGGUGCUGGUAGAGGCUAUGGAUCUGGCAGUGGCAGAAACUAUGGGACCGACAGUGGUAGUGGCUAUGCAAGUGCUGCUAGCGAGGGCUCUGGAGGUAGCGGUGGCGGUGGUGGAGAUUAUGGAGGAAGUGGUGGUGGAGGUUAUGAGAGUGGCGGUGGGGGUAGUGGAAAUUAUGGAGGUAGAGGUGGCGGUGGAGGUGGAAAUUAUGGACCAAACGCGACGAGCCCUUUGUCGACGACAAUUGUAGACGAUUGUAGAAACAAUCCCUAUUGA